Molecule: messenger RNA, 2512 nt
Organism: Gymnogyps californianus (California condor)
Lineage: Eukaryota; Metazoa; Chordata; Aves; Accipitriformes; Cathartidae
Gene: TIMP3
Product: TIMP metallopeptidase inhibitor 3
Exons: 5
Coding region: 250-888 (212 amino acids)
Biological process (GO): negative regulation of membrane protein ectodomain proteolysis; negative regulation of endopeptidase activity
Cellular component (GO): extracellular matrix
Molecular function (GO): protease binding; metalloendopeptidase inhibitor activity
Source: RefSeq, a predicted model, not a curated record
GCACCGCACCGCACCCCCCACUGCUGGGAGCCGCGGACCUGCCGUGCCCUCGGGCUUGUACCGUCCCGCCGAGCGAAGGCUGCGCUGCUGAGGCCAGCGAGAGAGAGGGAGAGAGGCAGUGCGAGGAGGCAGGCAGGCAGGCAGGCAGUCGCGGCGCACGGGCUGUUAGGAAGCGAGAAUAAAGUCAGGCGAACAAAACAGCGGCAGCCCUCCUGCUCCGCAGAAGUGAGGAGGCGCCUCGGGGGCAACAUGACGGCGUGGCUGAGCUUCCUCGUCGUGUUCCUCUGCAGCUGGAGCCUGCGGGACUUGGUGGUGGAGGCUUGCACUUGCGUCCCCAUCCACCCGCAGGACGCUUUCUGCAACUCCGACAUCGUGAUCCGAGCUAAAGUUGUGGGGAAGAAGCUCAUGAAAGAUGGACCAUUUGGAACGAUGCGAUACACAGUCAAACAGAUGAAGAUGUACAGGGGCUUCCAGAUAAUGCCACACGUUCAGUACAUCUAUACAGAAGCCUCUGAGAGUCUUUGUGGAGUCAAGCUGGAGGUCAACAAGUACCAAUAUCUGAUUACAGGCCGCGUGUAUGAAGGGAAGGUUUACACUGGCCUGUGCAACUGGUAUGAGAAGUGGGACCGGCUGACUCUGUCCCAGCGUAAAGGACUGAAUCAUCGUUAUCAUCUGGGCUGUGGAUGCAAGAUUAGGCCCUGCUACUAUUUGCCCUGCUUUGCCACCUCCAAGAAUGAGUGUAUUUGGACAGACAUGCUCUCCAACUUCGGCCACUCAGGAUACCAAGCGAAGCACUAUGCCUGCAUCCAGAGGGUGGAAGGUUACUGCAGCUGGUAUAGAGGAUGGGCGCCUCCAGAUAAAACAAUAAUCAAUGCCACAGAUCCCUGAGCACGCUAUUCCUUCCUUAUCUCCCCUCUCCCUUACUUGUGGCUGAUCUUCCUUUGGACACUAACUCUUACCAGAUCAUGAUGAUGACAAUGAAAUUAGUGCCUGUUUUCAUGCAAAUUUUAGCACUUCGAACACUUAAAAAAGAAAAGAAAAAAAAAAAGGAAAGAAAAGAAAAAAAAGUCUGUGCUACCUUACUGAAUUUGUAAUCACCUUUUCCAUUUUUUGAUACCACUCAUUUUGAUCAGACGACAUUUGGGAGCUUACUUUUGCACACCAGAGGGAAAAAUGGGAGGAAAAAAAAAAAAAAGAAAAAAAAAGAAAAAAGAUGGAGCUCUUGCUCUCUUACAUGUAUCAUUAGCUGUAGCAAUAUAAUCUCUAUUUUUUUAGGAAAACAAAAAUCUAAAAACUAUGCCAAUUAGGCACUGUAUUCUUCUACACGCUGGCUUCUCGUCACCCCUCCUCAUGCACUAAGCGCUGAAAAUACGUAUACAAAUCUAUUUGAAGGAAAACAGGUUUCAUUAAUCAGAUUGGCAAAUGAAACAAACUGAGAAGAAACCCAGCCUAAACUCUGGAAAAAAUGACGUCCAAAAGAAAUCCUCCUCUAUGGGAGAGAUUGGCAAUGUGAUUGACUCCAGCAGUGGGAGAAUUCACCUGGUGUGUCUAACCACAUCAUCUGGUAAAAGCAUUGUUGACUGAUUGUCCUAGCUAAUUCAGUCAGUGUGAAUGCAACAGCGCAUUUGAAGUUCUGGCUUUCCCCAGAACAAAAGAGAGAGUAUUUUGUAUUUUUGUUGUUGUUUAAAAAACAAAAGCCCCAUCCCCUAUGUUCAGGGAGGUAAAUCCACCUACAGCAGAGCAGAUGAAGUGUUGUGCCAUCCUGUUUUGAGCAACAUUGACCCCUGAAAUUUUUGCAGCUUAGCUUCAACAGCAAAACCAGCUUGUGAACACCUUAAACCAAACAGAUGCAAAAAUACCAACUUUUAAUCAAUCACAUGGAAGAGGGAAAGGGGAGACUUGCUAGAGCUCUUACUAUAAAAAAAAAAAAUCUAUUGCCAAAAUAGUGUUUUGCUGAACUAAGAUGUAUAUACACAUAAUGACAUAAGCUAUUUUUGACAGGACGUGGUAUUUUUUGGUGUUAUAAACAAAAGAAUGGUUUGAUUGCGUUUUAAAGACAGAAAUAUUGACAUUCCGAGUCAGUGAGUUGUUUUUAAGAUAUUGAAGCUCCAGUGUAUCCGCAGUAGUGGCUACAGUCAUUGUUUCCUCUGUACCUCCUUACACCACGGUUCCUCCCCUGCAGCUACACUAGCUGCAUUUGUUUAUAUAGUGAAAGGAAGUGUGUGGGGGGGCUAGGCAAGGAAAAGUGGUCUCCUAAUAAGUGCUGGCUGGGAUCAUAAAAUUUCAGCUGCCCAGAGGAUUCCUUCUGUGUCAAGUGCUGUGUUUCCCUCUAGGCACUGUUAAGCAUAGCUCUGCAUGUGCUCAUACCUUGUCCUGCAGUGAUGUGGGAGGAGGAGCCUUACUGUCUUGUGCUUUGCUGUUGACUGGAGAAGUUUUUUUGUUCAAUUUUGUUUUUUAUUAAGAAAACUAUAAUAUAAUUUUUCUUAUCAAAUAAAAGUAUUUUAAGUUUUAA